Molecule: messenger RNA, 1862 nt
Organism: Frieseomelitta varia
Lineage: Eukaryota; Metazoa; Arthropoda; Insecta; Hymenoptera; Apidae
Product: piggyBac transposable element-derived protein 4
Exons: 1
Coding region: 42-1862 (606 amino acids)
Source: RefSeq, a predicted model, not a curated record
UUUCCCGUUAUUUCUAUUUGUUAUUUCCAUUUGUUGACGCAAUGUCUUCAAUGAGCGAUUUUUUGUCUUCUUUCGCUGAAUUGGCACAAGACGUUUCUGAUAGUGAACAAUCAUCAGACAACGGAAGUGUAUCAAAUAGUGACGCUGAACCCGAAAUGCGAGAUUCCGAAGGCGAAAUGCAAGAUUCUGAAGGUGAAACGCAAGAUUCCGAAGGCGAAAUACAAGAUUCCGAAGGCGAAAUGCAAGAUUCCGAAGGCGAAAUGCAAGAUUCCGAAGGCGAAAUACAAGAUUCCGAAGGCGAAAUGCAAGAAGACAAUAUAUCAGAAACUGUGGAUAAUGUAGUUCCAGAAAACCAGGAAUCUGAACGUAAUUGGCAACGUAUUGGAUUUAGGAAGGAUACAGCGAUUGCCUCUCGUCAAUGUUCGCUGACAACAAAAAGUGAACAUAUUCAAACGAUAGAUGAAUCUUUCCAUUUGUUCAUUGAUGAUGAAGUCAUAAAUAAUAUUAUUUUAUACACAAAUAAGAAGGCAAAGGAGUGCAUGCCGCCCGAAAAACAGUGGAAACCGGUGGAUCGUACGGAAAUCGACGCCUUCUUGGGUCUUCUACUUCUCAUUGGAAGAUACAGAGAAUCAAGAGAAUGUAAACAUGAUUUGUGGAAUAUAGACAAUGCUUUGUCUCGACAAUUUUAUGCGGCAACAAUGUCGCGGGACCGUUUUGAAGAUAUACUCAAAUAUAUUCGUUUCGACGAUCCUCUUACACGUGAAGAAAGAAAAGCAGACGAUAAACUGGCACCACUGAGAGACAUUACAAAUAUUUUUGUAAAAAACUGUAAAAACUGUUAUAACGCGACAGGAACGGGUUGCGUCGGUGAACAAUUAGUUACAUUUCGCGGCCGUUGCUCCUUCAAGGUAUACGUGCCAAGUAAACCGGGGAAGUAUGGAAUAAAGAUGUGGACUCUUUGCGAUUCCAAAACAUUCUAUUGUUGUAACAUGGAUGUAUACCUUGGGAAACGUGGAAAUGCUCCAGAAAAACAACAGCGGCAACAAGUCGUGAAACAAUUAACUAAUUUUUGGAAAAAUUCGAAUCGUAGUAUAACUACUGGCAAUUUUUUCACAAAUCUUAGUUUAGGUGAACAAUUGUUGGAUGAAAAACUAUUUCUAAUUGGAACUGUGCGAAAAAAUAAACGAGAUUUGCCGAAAUCAUUAAUAGAAAUAGGAAAGCGGUCACAAUAUUCAUCCGAGUUUUUAUUUACUGAUAAAGUAACGUUAGUGUCGUACAUACCAAAGCCACGAAAAUCUGUUAUUUUACUUUCCACACUACAUCAUGAACAUAAUAUAUUAUCAGCAACAGAAAAAUUUAAACCUGAUAUAAUUAGUUAUUAUAAUACUACUAAAAGUGGCGUAGAUGGUUUAGAGGAUAGUAUAAGAGAGUAUUCGUGUAGACAGCGUACCCGUCGUUGGCCAUUAUCUUUAUUUAUGCAUUUCAUCGAUAUUGCUGCGUAUAAUGCAUUCAUUUUAUAUCAAAUAAAGUAUCCUACAUGGAAAAGUAACAAUACCUUCAAAAUGCGACGAAAAAUAUUUUUAGAGCAGUUAGGGAAGAAAUUAUGCGAAAAAAAUAUAGAUAGGCGAGCACAAUUCAAAAACCAGCAAAUAGAAUUGCAUAAAAAUGUAAGUGCAAUAGAGGCGACGGGGAGAAACAUAAAAAAAACAGAAGUAGCAGGGCAAAAGCGAGCUCGGUGUUGCUUUUGCGUAGGUAAUAACAAUAAAUACGCAACUAUUUGCGAUACUUGUGAUCGGUAUGUUUGUAGUGCCCAUUCGACACAACAACGGAAAGUUUUAUGUAAUGUCUGUAACAAUACAUAA